AAUUACAGAUAGAUGUACAAUAUAAAGUAGAGGUGUAAAGUAUAGAUUUUUUAACAUUGUUGAAAAAUUAGUCUAGCGUACCAUGUCAAAGAAACGUGGUAAAAGUUCAUCUGCCCCUGGUCAUGGUGGUCGAUGGGAAACAGAUCUUAUUGCUCAUGGCCUUGAAGAUGAAAAUUGGAAAAUCAGUAUCACUUUCGUGGUGGAGAAUAAGAUUGAAGAUUCCCUCCAUAUCAAACAUCUGGCUAAUGUAGUGAAAGUUCCUCAGAGAAGACUUUUCAGCUUCAUUCAUAAAGAUGAGUUGAUGGCAUUGAUUGAUGAAAUUGGAAAUCCAAAGACAAGAAAAACGAAGGAAUUGCCUCAUUAUUUUGAAAUAACCGAAGUUAUUAAAAGUUUGUUAGAUGGAGGAGAAGAAAUCCCAAUACAUUUAUGGGCAAAACUAAUCAAAUUUUCAUUGCUUAAUGUGAAAUCCGCUGAUUUGAAAAGAAGAGAUGCAGAAUCGAAAACAAAAGAUGAGAAAGAAAAAGGUGGAAAGGGAUCAGGUAAAAAAAGGCCACGAAGCAAAUCUCCUGGUAAAGGAGGAAAAGGGAAGAAAACACCUGAACCUCAGAUGCCAAAGAAAGAUUGGAGCACAUUGAAGAAAAGAGGGGAGGAAGAUACAGAUAAUAAAUAUAUUGAUGAUGAACCUGAUGAUGGACCGCACCAUUAUGUGUUUGUGAGUGGAUUCAGGCAAGCACAAUUAUUCCCUUUAUUGGUGGAACUCGGUGUCAAUGUUUCAUCUAUAAUCAAGUUAUAUUCUGAAUCAUACCUCACAAUUGACUCAGUACUUUCACAAACCAAUGGUACAUCUGCAGGCGAUGCUUCAAAGGAUGAAGAAGCUCUUGCUGCUGAAAAAGCAAAAAAAGAAAUGAACGAAAAAGAGCUUGCGGUGUUUUGGAAACUUUUACCAACAGUACUUCAAAGAGCAGCUCCUAACUCUACCUUGCAAGAUCUUGCUAGAUUGGAAUAUUCUGUUGCUGACAUGAUUCAUCCCACUGACUGGAAUGAUGCUGACAACCUGGUUGGAUAUGGCACGGCACUUUUUGAAGACAUGGCAUGUCUGGUUUAUAAUUCACUUGACUGGAGGAGGCAGUAUCUUAAUUAUUUGAAAAAUAUGAAUAUCAUUCAUAUUCCAAUGCAUGGUGAAGCGAAAGCAAUUGAUCAGCAGAUGAGUGGAUCGUCUGAACCUCAUUCAACCACUUCUGCAUCUGGUAAGCGAGACAAAGGCAAAGCUCCCGCUGCUGAAGCACCUUCAGACGAUCUUAUUCCACCAAUUGUUACUGAGCAAGUUGCAAAAGAAGUUGAUAUGAGAUAUUAUAAUGAUCUCAUGGAUCUUGUUCCACAAGAAUCCGUAUCUGUUCCACUUGUGAUGCAUUGCAUGUUAGAACAGAUUGAAGCUUCAGAGCAAGACUUGACACCACCAAGUGAAAUUCCGAGAGAACAAAGGAAUGAUGGAAUUCAUCUUUCACUUGCUGAUUGUAUCUCUGAUGCUCUAGAAAAUUUAGCUCUUACUGAAGAAGAAAGAAAGGAUUUAUCACAAGAUUUUCCAACUCUCGAAAAAAAUUUUCAACAAGAUGUUGAAGAAAAAAAUAAGAAGUUACAAUCACCUAGUUUGAUGCAAUAUGGUGAUGAUAUGACAGUCAGAACUCAUCAUCUUGAUAAAUUUAAUAAUUUUGAUCCAAGAAAAGCAGAAGAAUCACUUCUACAGAGGUUACCAUGUACAAGGUUAUGGAAUUAUCAGCAGAAAAAUCCACAAUUAUCCAAAGAAAGAUCUGCUAGAUUGCAAGAGCUUCUGAGAAAUUGUGCUACGUUGUCGGAAGAAUCUGAGGGUGUCAUUGCAUUUUCUGAUAUUGACCGAGCUUUCAGACAAUUUGUAUUUGAAACUAUUAAUUUAUCAACUGUUGAUGAAGAUGGAAACAUUGUGAAAGUAACACCAGAAGUAAACCAAGAGAGUCCCUGGGAUGAUCCAUACACACUUGCUGUGAAAAGUUCACCGAGCAAUGCGGAGGAAGAAAAGGAAAAAGAAGAAAUUGCAGGAAACAAAGAAACUGAAAAGAAAGAUGAUGCUCUUGGUAAAUCAAUUAACAUUGAAAAAUAUCCAGCUUUAAUUCCAAAAAGAAUCUUGGACAGUUGGUGUUAUGCUGAACAUUUCCAUCCUGAAGUUUUUCUGCAGGUCUUGACGGAGGCAACUGAAAAUUACCCAUCGCUUGAUACAUAUUAUCACAAGAGAGAUCACUCCUUAUUGGCUGUUUUUCAUUGUCCUAUGAAUAAAAAAUUACAAGCUACAGAGGAAUGGUCAACCAGUUUACAUUCUGAUGUUGGUUUCAGAAAUUAUCUUGAGUAUGUAUCGGAGCCAAUAGCAGAUUGGACAAGAUCAGAAGAAGAAAAAUAUCAAGCAGAAUUAUUAAAAAAGGAACUUGAAAAAAUUCAAGCCAGUCAGGUUUCAACUGAAGCUUCCACCACACCUCCCCCUUCUACUGGAGCAGGAAAACGUCCAAGAUCAAAAAGCCCCAAGAAAGGAAGUCGUCGUGGGAGUGCUUCUCGGUCUUCAAGUAAAGUUGGAGGUACAGAUGACAGUCAGACUUAUAGUAGUCCUUAUAUUCGAACUGGAUCACUCAAAGCUCAGUCGGAAGAACAAGCAAAAAUCAGAGAGGAAGAAGAGAAAAGAAAAGCUGAAAAAGAUUCCAAGCAACAAGCCCGUGUUAAAUCUGGUGAUAAAAGUAAACAAUCAAAAUCAGCUGUCAGCAAGACUUCUCAAGAUGGUAAACGUCCAGGUUCGGGGAAAGCUUCUAGAGCUGGACGUCGUUCAUCCAAGUCGAAAUCUGGUUCAAGAUCAAGGUCUCGUUCACGAUCUGGUAGUCAAGAAAGAGUUGUGGAAAUACAACAACCUGAGCUAGUGGAACCUGCACUUCCUUUUACUGGAUAUGAUGUUGGCAAUAACCUCAUCAAUAUGUUUGGUAAAACAAGUUAUUUGUAUCCAUGUGAUGGCGGAAUUAUUAAAUCUGAAAAAAUUGUCUGUGAACAAGGAAGCACAACAGUGUCAACAACUGUAAGAAAAGAUGGACACAUGUUUCUGGUUCAUAUGAUUGAUCCUAAAGAUCCUGAAGAACACAAAGAAUUUGACGAAUUAACAAUGAAAACAGAGGAAAAGGCGGAUGAAAUAACUGAAAAAGCUGAAUUAGAAUCAACAGAAAAAGAUCAAAAUGAAGAUCCAAUGAGUCGGAGAUCUUCCAAAAGUCUCCAAAGUGUUGAUGACAAACCUUGUCAUAGUACAUUUGGAUCAUGGAAUGGAGUUCUAAGUGAUGGAAUGACGCUAUCAUUCAGUUCUCAUGGAGAAGAAGGAGAGUGCUCAGCUGCUGCGAAAGCUGAAAAAAAACUAAUGAAGAUACUUGGUGAAGUUCCACCAGCCAGUAGUCCAUCACCUGUUCCCCCUGGUAUGGAAACACCUGGUAAAAAAGGAAAGGGAAAAGGCAAGUCGCCCCGAGGAAGAUCUCCAAGAGGCAAGAGUCCAAAAGGAAAAAGAAGAUCUGAUUCUGAAAGAGAAGCAGAAGCACAAAGAUUAGAAGAAGAAAGAUUACAGGAGGAGCUAGAAAGAAAAUUACGUGAAGCAAAAGAAGCAGAAGAACAAGAAAGAUCAAGAAUCAAACUUCCGCCUUUUCAACAACUUUAUGUAUCAACUCCUGAUGGAUUAUCAGUUCGAUACCAACUCGAUCCAACUAUGGCUAGUACAAACUUUUUGACUGGUGAAAACCAAUACAAACUUAUGGUUCGACAAUGCUAUCCAUACAAAACUCUUGGCAAACAAAAGACUGAGAGUUUACGAGCUCAUCCAGCAAUGGAAGAAGUAUCUCGAUGUAUAAAAUCAGAUGGAACUGUGAUUAAAGUUAUGAAAGAUGGAUCGACUAUGGUAUUAUUUGCCGAUGGUACAACCUGCUUCAAUCAAGGAACUGGGCCAUUGGUACAGGAACGUAAAAUACCUGUCACACCACACAGCAUGCCUUCCGCUGUUGCUCAACAGUUACAAACACAAGCAUCGACUGAUGAACAGAGAAAUUCAACUUCACCAGGAAGCAAGAAAGGAUCCAAAGGUCGAAAAUCCAGUGGCAAAACCAAUCCCAACACAACUGCCACUGAUCCAUCUGUGGCAGGGACAGAUACUGGUGGUGGAGCAGGAGGAACCUUGACUGCAGCUGCGGGUUUAGAAGCAGAUGCAGGUGCAACAGCAGAAGCUGAUUUAGAAAGAGCAGCAUCAUGGCACACUGUGUGUAUGAAUGGAGAAAGAUAUGUUACCAAACCAAAUGGAGAGAAAGUCAAUAAAGAACCAUUGUUUUGUUAUUCAGCUACUGAUCCAGUCACAGGGGAAGUACUGUUGUCAAGAGAAGAUCAUGUGAUUCGUGUCGAACGUCCAGAUGGAAGUGUUGUUUGUGAUCAUUCUGAUGGUACCAGGAUAACACAAUACAACAGAGAAAUUGAGAAAGCAUUGUAUGAAGCUGAAGGAGAAGACGAGACCUCAGUGAAUGCUUCGAACACAGUUCGACAUGUAAGAGUGGAAUGUCCAGGAUAUGCAACAAUCUCAUUCAACUGUGAUGAAGGAUCGUCUCUUACUGUAUUCGGAAGUGGAACAAAUUUAUUAACAUCUCCUGAUUCAACAUAUCAAAUGAGUCACUGGAAUGGCGGACGUAUUGAUAUAGAUUGUGAUGGUGCAGUAACAUACACUCCUCGUCCUGAUAAUGAUUUAUACGCUGGUAUUACGAAUGAAACAGAAACAGAAGAAGGCACAAAUGCAGAUAAUGUAUUUCAAGCACAGAUGACACCACUUGGUUCCUAUAUUAUGAGACACAAUGCAGAUGUUUGUUGUGAAGCUCUCGAUCAUGAAGGAAAUGUUUUUCAAGUUAAAAAAUUUGGGGAUAUCAGUGUAACAAAUGCAGCAAGUGAUGGAGCAUCUGGUGCUGGUGAAUCAGCAUCAAUAUUACCACAAGUAUCAACAACAUCUGAUCCACUUGAUCAUCAUCCACCAAGAUUUUUUAUUAUUCAUGAGAAUGGCACAGGAACUGAAUUGCUCAGAUAUAAAGAUGUACAAGAAUAUUUGGCAGAUGCUCAACUUGAUCCUACGACAGCUGUUAUAAAAGAACCAUUACCUGACACUCCCGGUGUUGUAGGAAUCACAGUAAUGCGUCCACAUUUUGGUAACAGUAGUGAAGCUUGGCUAACUCAAAAAUUGGAAGAAAACAUAUUACCAGAAAACAUUAGAAGUAGAGAUCUUGCACUGUUUCCACAAAGGGAGGAAAAGACAACUGGUCCACCAUUUGGAACAACUGCAGGAAAAGGUCUGGCAGUUGGAAGUGCUCCUGUUAUACCUGAACCUCCUCCUGUACCACCAUGUCCUGCUGUUCUUGAACUCCGACAGUUGGUUCAGUUCAAUCCUGUUUCUAGUGAUCUUCGAAGUCAUUUGAGAAACAAUUUGAUUGAGAUUGGGAAUAUGAUAAAAAAUAGAGAAAAACAAAGACAACAAGCAGAAGUGAAUGAUCCAAGAUCUUGGGAUGAAAAAGUUCGAGCAAAUGAUUUGUUAUCGCUUGUUCUAGAAUUUGAUGAAGGACAGGUUUCUCCUAAAUCUCCAACUGCACCACAACCAUCUGGUCAACCUGCCGAAGGUGUAAAGACUGCAACAAAGGCUUCAGCAGUUCAUAAUCAACAAUCACCAAAUGUUAUAAGAGCAAUUUAUGAAGAAGCUGUCACCCCACCACCUAUGCAGAAACCUGAUCCACCAAGAAAUAAACUGACGCAAGAUGAUUGGGACAGAAUAAGACGUUCUAUCGAUGAAGAGAAGCUAGGUCGUGGAGCAUUGAAACACAGGGAUGUUCCUCCGUAUUUUGAAAGUGAAGAAGGCAGGGCAUGGUUGAUGACACAAGCACCUGAUCUUGAAGCACUUUCACGUCAACUUGCUCCAGAUCCUCGGAAAGAUGGCACGGAAGCAAAAAUGGCUAGGAAAGAAAAAGUUGGUGAUAAAAAAUCGGUGUCGCAAACAACACCGGCGAGAGGAAGUGGAGAACCAUUGACCACUCCAUCGCAAUCCAGAGCUUCAGAAAAUGGCGCCACCACCAACAUUCCGGUAUCUGACACUCCUUCGAAAAUGCGACCAACUAACCCAACACCUGGUCAUGCGAGUGGUUCUGGAACACCUACAAAAGUACGACCAGAAAAUCCAACGCCAUUUGCAGCAUCCCAAGCAAGGCAGGCAGCUAGACCAAGUAAUCCGACCCCAAGCCAUGCAUACAGUGGAGGAUCGAAUGCAAAAAGACAAAGCCUACCAGACGUGAAUUAUGGACAAUUCCAACCUUCACCUAUCCCUGAAAACCCAACUUCUGCUCAAAGAAGAGAAGGAGCAUCAUUUAUUGAAGACAGUUCCUCAUCGAGUGGAAUGAUGAUGCAAAUGGAAACAACUGGAGGAUCAGAUCUUGUUUUGACAAGAAGUCUACUGUACGAUGUUAAUGGUGAACCAAGAAAAGAGAAAGUCAAAUUACCAGCUUCAAUACUUAGUGAUAAACCAGCAGCUUUUCCAAAUAAACAGUUCACAUCAGUUGAAGAUCCUGUCAGAAGAAAAGUAAAAACAUCAUCAGUUGCUGAAUCUGUUAUGCGAGGAAAUGCGAAGAGAGGAUUUGAAUUGUUACCACCGGAGAUUAUUUUUGGGGUUUUGAAAGAAGGGAAUACAUACAGUUAUACAGCAAGAUUGAAAAACACUGGUAUUGAUACUUGUAGAUUCAAAAUCAAACAACCUCCACCUGGCACUGGAUUAAGAGUUCAUUAUACUCCGGGCCCAGUUGCAGCAGGCAUGGAUACUCUUCUUCACAUUGAAUGCUAUGCAAUUGCCGUAGGUGUAGAAGGAGAUUCUGGUGUCGGUACCAUCAACCAUCAGAUGGAAAUUAUAACUGAAACUGAGACAUUAUGUUUACCGAUCUCAGCAAUAGUUUUAACCAGUCAUGACUAUGAGAACAGAAGUGAAUCGAUGCCACCUGAUGGAAAAGCACCGGGUGUAAAGUUGUUGUCUGCUAAACCACCAUCAAGGGAAGGAAUUGUCAGACCAAUGAAAGUCGCUUCAUAAAUUUUUCACAAGUUGUUGGAGAAUGCAACAAAAUUCUUGUUGAGAAAACUUGUAUUAUAAUAAACUUAUAAUUUGUUAAAAGUAAAUAUAUAUUUUGAUACUGCAUGUUA
Styela clava is the source of this 7245-nucleotide messenger RNA. RefSeq names its product sperm-associated antigen 17-like. Gene Ontology annotation, cellular component: axonemal central apparatus. Gene Ontology annotation, biological process: epithelial cilium movement involved in extracellular fluid movement; axonemal central apparatus assembly. NCBI's taxonomy places the organism in Eukaryota, Metazoa, Chordata, Ascidiacea, Stolidobranchia, Styelidae. The record is from RefSeq and is a predicted model, not a curated record.